Molecule: messenger RNA, 11162 nt
Organism: Branchiostoma floridae (Florida lancelet)
Lineage: Eukaryota; Metazoa; Chordata; Leptocardii; Amphioxiformes; Branchiostomatidae
Product: neurofibromin-like
Biological process (GO): regulation of GTPase activity
Source: RefSeq, a predicted model, not a curated record
UGCUUCAAUCAUUUUGUCCAAUUGCAAGUCAUUGCAGAACGAAGAGUUGAUUGAUUUGAUGAUCAUUCGCAUAGAAUUAUGAAGUAGAUGUGAAAUAAAUAAACUUCCAAAUAUGGCAUGCAACUUCCGAAAAGUCAGCGCAUGCGCGCCCUAAGUUUGUAAAUAAAAACUUUGAGCGCAUACCCACGCAAACGGGCACCCACACACACCCUGGGAAUUAAUUCACCCACGUAAGGUGAAUAGGUGGUUAAAAUGGGCGCACUGGUGGUUUCAGAAAGUAAUGAGAUCACGACGUACGGAUUUUAUCAAUUUUCCUCUUAGAUAAUGACGGAAUGAAUAUUUUUGAGACGUCUGAUGUUUUAUUGGGUGAGGUGCGUUUUGCAGCGGUGGAUUAGAACCUGGAGAAGUGAGAAGUGUCAUGGCGGACCUCACGGGCUGAUUCCUGAGCUGAAACCGUGAAAUUUUACCACAAAAACCGAAAAUGGCAGCCCAGAAGCCUGUGGAAUGGGUGCAGGCCGUGAUAUCACGAUUCGAUGAACAGUUGCCUAUCAAGAACCCUGUACACAACACCCACUCCAGGCUGCAUAUUGAGAUGAACAAAGAGUGUCUGGUCAAUGUGAGCAGAUACAAGUUCUCUAUUGUCAUCAAUGGGCUGACCAACAUCCUCAAGGGCCUCUCUACUAUGAAAAUCAGUGGUCCAGAUGCAGAGAAGAACCUACAUCAGUCCCAGCUUAUUAUACUGGACACACUGGAGAACUGCUUAGAGGGGCAACCAAAAGACACCUCCCGAUUGGAUGAAACCAUGCUGGUCAAGCAGCUGCUACCAGAGAUCUGUCAGUUCAUAAACCUACAAAAAGAAGGUCCCCUGGUGUCUGAACUGAAGGCGUCAGCGUCGCGGGUCCUUUUUUCUCUCAGCUGUAACAACUUCAACGCUGUCUUCAACAGGAUUUCUGCAAGACUCCACAACUUGUCGGUGUGCAGCGAGGAUACUCCAGACAUCAGCGACUUGGAGCUGAUACAACACAUCAACGUCGACCUGUCACGCCUCACCAGAUUGUUGCAAGAAGCUGUGCAGAAGUUUAAGCAGCUGAAGAAGUCUGUACACAUAGCACUAGCGACGAAUCUCGAGAGAGCCAUAUGGAAUCUUCUAGAAAAUUAUCCAGAGGAAUUCCAAGAACUUCAUCAGAAACCAAGUGCAGACCUAGAAGAGUGUGCGGAGAAGUUGUUUGAUCUGUUGGACACCUUUGCCGGGGAGGGCUCUAGGAGGAAGGUGGCAGCCGUAUGGCCACUGCAGAUCAUGCUGCUGGUGCUAUGUCCUGCAUUGUUGCAACAAAUAGCUAGUAAUGACCCCAACGUAGUGUCCAACCCAAGAUACCAGAAGAAGCGACUGUUCAUCGAUCAUGUCAAGAAGGCCCUGAGCGGCCAGGGAGUGCCAAAACACCUGACAGAGAGUGCAGCUGUCGCCUGCGUCAAGCUCUGUAAGGCGUCCACCUACAUCAGCAGACAAGACAACUCAGUCUUGUGUUUUAUUGUACAGUCUCUGUUGGGUGACCUCAAGAACCUGCUGUUCAAUGCUCACAAGCAGUUCUCGCGAGGUCCAGGGUACCAGAUGGCGGAUAUCGAGCUGAUGAUUGACUGUUUUGUGUCCUGUUUCCGCAUCAACCCCCACAACAACUCCCAUCUCAAGGCCUGUCUACAGCCCAAUGCCCCGCCCGCCUUCCAUUUCGUCCUGGUCAGAUCUCUACACAUGAUUAUAACACAGAGAGCCAUGCCAUGGUGGCCCAAGAUCGACACUCUCUACAGCUUCUCGGGGGAGCUGCGGACGAUGCUCACAGACACCCUGAGAAAAGUCACGGAGGGAUGCAGCACAAACACACCCCUCAGACUCAGCCAGAGCAUGACAUUACGGGAGAAAGUGACCAGUCUGAAGUUCAAGGAGAAACCAGCAGAUGAAACAUUGAGCUACAAGACCCUCCUGCUGUGGAUAGUCAAACUCAUCUACCCAGACCCCAUGCUGAUGUUACAUAACCCUGGAAAGAUGGGCCAUGAGAUCCAGAGCAGCACCUUGGAGCUGAUAAAUGGCCUGGUGUACCUGGUCCCACAGGAACACAUGCCUGAGCUGUCACAGGAAGCCAUGGAGGCGCUCCUGUGCCUCCACCAACCAGAAAACAUCGAACUGUGGAACCCCGAGGCGCCUAUCGCAACUUUCUGGGACAUCAGGUAUGCCGUAGAGGAGAACAGCCAAGUCUCGUUACAUAUGAGUGAUAGUGAGUGGACAGCCAAAUCAACCAAGGCUGGAUUCCUAGCAGAGAGUUGCCAAGUUUUGUUCUCAGUGUCCCAGAAGCUGAUAGUACAGCAGCUCCCCAACAGCACGGACAUCUUGAAGUGGCUGAGAGAGAUCCUCUCCUGUCGUAUCAAGUUCCUCGUCAAGUACAAGGACCAUGCGACCGUGGGCAGCCACAUCCCCAUCUGUCGCCAGGCCCACAAGAAGCUGGAGGUGGUGUUCUUCAUGUACCUGUGGAGUAGUGACAUGGAGGCUGUACUGGUCGCCAUGUCCUGCUUCCGCUAUCUGUGCGAGGAGGCCGACAUCCGCUCGCGCGUGGACGACCUGUCGGUGGAACAGGUGUUGCCCAACUACACAGUGUACUCCGACUUCGCUUCAGCGUGCAAUAACAAUAUCGUGUCCAUGGGUCGUGCAGCGCUUCAGAAGCACAUAAUGUCCCUUCUUAGAAGAAUAGAACAUUCCACAAGGGGAAACAUGGAGGCUUGGGAAGAGACAAGAAACAAGUGGGAAAACAACACCAAGGUCCUCAUCAACUACCCCAAGGUCAAGGGUGACGACGCGCAGACGCCGGACAGCCUCCACAGAACGGUUGUACGCCGGCGAGCUUCCCAGUCCCCCUCUCUGCAUGAGCAUGAUCUGGAUGAUCAGUUAAACGAGUGGAUCAACAUGACAGGGUUUCUGUGUGCACUGGGUGGGGUCUGUCUGAUGGACAAGACUAACACAAGGAGAAGUAUUGCCAUUCCUUCGGACCCCAGCAGAAAAGGCAGCGUGUAUUCCCUGUACAAUGGUUCUCCCCAGUCCGAGGAGGAGAUCUACCCUCCUGUCAGCAGAUUCCUGGCAAAACUCCUCAACCUUCUGGUGUGCAAUAGUGAGAGGGCAGGGCUACAGAUCCGAACAGCUGUGAAGGACCUCCUUGGACUUGAACUCCACCCAGCCCUUUAUCCCGUCCUCUUCAACCAGAUCAAGUCCAACGUCAACAAGUUCUUCGACUCGACAGGGCAGGUACGCGUAACAGUGACAGAGACUAACACACUAUUCGUGGAGCAAGUCAUCUCCAUUAUGAAGAACAUCCUAGAGAACAAGAGUGAUCAGGCAUACGAACACCUUGGGAGUGCCAGUAUCGAGAAUCUCAUGUUGGGACUGGUCAGAUAUGUACGAAACUUGGAUCACAGUGUUCAGGGCAUCCACAUCAAGACCAACAUGUGCUGCCUGGUUGAAGUGAUGAUGAGCAGAAGAGACGACCUCUCCUUCCACCAUGAGAUGAAGUUCCGCAACAAACUUGUGGAGUACCUGACGGACUGGAUCAUGGGAACCUCCAUCCAGCCUGAGCAGGAGGAUCUCAAGGUCAUGACAAGGGACCUGGACCAGGCUAGUAUCGAGGCAGUUGUUGCUCUGUUAACUGGGUUACCUCUUCAGCCUGAGGAGGGGGACGGGGGAGAUCUCAUGGAAGCCAAAUCACAACUCUUCCUCAAGUAUUUCACCCUCUUCAUGAACCUUCUGAAUGACUGUGGUGAACAAGAACAAGACAACGAUAGCAGCACCAACGGUGCACGGAAGCGUGGCAUGUCCCGCCGCAUGGCCAACCUGCGCAACUGCACAGUGUCCGCCAUGUCCAACCUGCUCAACGCUAACAUAGAGAGUGGGCUGAUGCACUCCUUAGGUUUGGGGUAUCACCAAGACAUACAAACCAGGACAACAUUCAUGGAGGUGUUGACUAAGAUCCUCCACCAGGGGGCAGAGUUUGACACACUGGCUGAGACAGUUCUGGCUGAUAGAUUUGAGCGUUUAGUAGAACUUGUGACCAUGAUGGGAGACAAGGGGGAGUUACCCAUUGCCAUGGCACUGGCUAAUGUCUGCUCCUCUGUACACAUGGACGAGCUGGCUAGAGUACUGGUGACACUGUUUGAUGCCAAACACCUUUUAUAUCAACUUCUGUGGAAUAUGUUUUCUAAAGAGGUAGAGUUAGCUGAUUGUAUGCAGACCAUAUUCAGGGGGAACAGUCUUGCCAGCAAAAUCAUGACCUUCUGUUUCAAGAUCUACGGAGGCAGCUACCUACACAACGUGUUGGAACCCCUGCUGAGGGGCAUGUUACAUCCUGAACUCAGCAAUGUUCUGUACGAGAUAGACCCUGCAAGGAGUGAGCCAGGGAGCAGCGUUGACGAGAACCGGAAAAACUUGAUGGUCCUGACGCAGAAGUUCUUCAACCGCAUCGUGAACUCUGCUGACCAGUUCCCGCAGCAGCUGAGAAGCAUGUGCCACUGCCUGUAUCAGGUGGUCAGCCAACGCUUCCCUCAGAACAGCAUCGGGGCAGUGGGCAGCGCCGUCUUCCUGAGGUUUAUCAACCCUGCUAUUGUAUCUCCAUGUGAAAAUGGCCUGAUUGACAGAGAACCAAGUCCAAACAUCAAAAGAGGCCUCAUGCUCAUGUGUAAGGUGAUGCAGGGAGUGGCCAAUCACGUCCUCUUUACCAAGGAGGAGCACAUGAGACCAUUCAAUGAUUUCCUCAGGGCCAACUUUGAUGCUGGAAAAAGAUUUUUCAUGGAGAUAGCCUCCGACUCGCAGACGCUGGACAACAGCAGCCACACAGUGUCCUUCAUCAGUGAUGCCAACGUCCUCGCCCUGCACAGACUACUCUGGAACAACCAGGAGAAGAUAGGGGCCUACCUGGCCAGUAGCAGAGAUCAGAAGGCUGUGGGAAGAAGACCGUUUGACAAGAUGGCCACCCUCCUGGCAUACCUGGGUCCUCCUGAACACAACAGACCAGCAAUGGAUGCACAGUGGACCAGUAUGAACUUGACCAGUACCAAGUUUGAAGAGUUUAUGACGCGACACAACGUCCACGAGAAAGAGGAAUUUAAACAGAUCAAGUCACUAAACAUUUUCUACCAGGCAGGGAACUCCAAGGCAGGGAACCCUGUGUUCUAUUAUAUAGCCAGGAGGUACAAGUCAGGCCAGAUGAAUGGAGACCUCCUUCUGUACCACAUUCUCCUGUCCCUAAAGCCCUUCUGUGGGAAGACUUACGAAGUGGUCCUGGACCUGACACACUGUGGGCCUGACAACAGAUUCAAGACUGAUUUCCUGUCCAAGUGCUUCUAUGUGUUUCCUGAGGUGGCGUACCACAACAUCCUGGCUGUGUACCUGUACAACUGUAACACAUGGGUACGGGAGUACACCAAGUACCAUGAGAGGAUACUGGCCAACCUCAAGGGUAACAGAAAGUUGAUCUUCAUCGACUCUGCAAACAAGUUCAGCGACUACAUCCAUCCGGACCAGCAGCACCUUCCCGGCGCCACCACCGCGCUGGACGAGGACCUGAAGGUCUUCAACAAUGCCCUGAAACUCUCACACAAGGACACCAAGGUUGCAAUAAAGGUGGGCCCUAGUGCUCUACAAGUCACUUCAGCAGAGAAGAGUCGAGUUCUCGGCCACUCUGUACUGCUGAACGACAUCUACUAUGCAUCUGAGAUAGAAGAGAUUUGUUUGGUGGAUGACAACCAGUUCACCCUGACCAUAGCCAACCUGGGAACACCUCUCACCUUCAUCCAUAACGACUGUGAAGCCAUCGUACAGGCCAUCAUCCACAUCAGGACAAGAUGGGAGCUCUCCCAACCGGAUACAGUCCCUGUCCACACAAAGAUCAGACCAAAGGAUGUUCCUGGGACUCUUCUCAAUAUGGCACUUUUAAACCUGGGCAGCUCGGACCCUGGCCUGAGGUCUGCAGCUUACAACUUACUGUGUGCGCUGACUCAGGCAUUCAACCUCAAAAUCGAAGGACAGCUAUUGGAGAGUUCAGGUCUGUGCAUUCCAGCCAACAACACAAUCUUCAUUGUGUCCAUCAGCAAGAAACUAGCUGCCAACGAACCACAUCUCACACUGGAGUUUCUGGAAGAGUGCAUCUCAGGGUUCAGCAAGUCCAGCAUUGAGUUGAAACAUCUGUGUCUAGAGUACAUGACACCCUGGCUACCCAACCUCACCAGAUUCUGUAAACACCAGGAUGAUACCAAGCGGGCUAAGGUGUCAGUCAUCCUGGACAAGCUGAUCACCAUGACGAUCAAUGAGAAGCAGAUGUACCCGUCCAUCCAGGCCAAGAUCUGGGGCAACCUGGGGCAGGUGGGAGACCUGCUGGAUGUGGUGCUGGACAGUUUCAUCAAGACCAGUGCUACAGGGGGUCUGGGUUCGCUGAAGGCCGAGGUCAUGGCCGACACAGCAGUAGCGCUGGCUUCUGCCAACGUCAAACUGGUCUCAGCCAAGGUCAUCAGCAGAUUGUGCAAGAUUCUGGACAAGACCUGCUUGUCCCCCACCCCCACCCUAGAGCAGCACCUGAUGUGGGAUGACAUUGCCAUCUUAGCCAGAUACAUGCUCAUGUUGUCCUUCAACAACUCUCUGGAUGUCGCAAAUCACCUCCCCUACCUGUUCCACAUUGUAACACUACUGGUGUACACGGGACCACUGUCGUUACGGGCCUCCACGCACGGACUUGUUGUCAACAUCAUUCACUCGCUGUGCACCUGUACUCAGCUCAACUUCAGCGCAGAGGAAACCAAGCAGGUUCUCCGGCUGAGCCUGACGGAGUUCUGCCUGCCCAAGUUCUACGUCCUGUUUGGGCUCAGUAAGGUCAAGUCUGCAGCUACAGCUGCAUUCAGAUCGAGUUACAAAGACAGGUCGUUCACCUCCCAGCAUGAGAAGGGGGAGCAGAUCUCCCUGUGCUCGCUGGAGGUCAUCACCGAUGCCCUGCUGGAGGUCAUGGAGGCAUGCAUGCUGGACAUCCCAGAAUGCAACUGGCUGGAGAAAUGGCAGGAACUAUCCAGGAGGUUUGCCUUCCAGUACAACCCUGCCCUACAGCCGCGCGCGAUGGUCGUCCUCGGCUGCAUCAGCAAAACGACGACCGACGGCCAGGUCAAGCAGCUCAUCCACAUUCUAGCAAAGGUGAGGGAGACCUUCCGGAGUCAUAACCCAGAGACCUGCAAAGACAUCUAUGUGAGUCUAUAUAUGUCUGGAUCUUUGAUACAAGCACUGGAGUCCUACACAGACCUGGUGUUAGUAGAAGCCAUUGUCAUGUGCCUGACCAGACUGCAGCCCUUACUUCCAAAGGAAUCUGUGUUCCAUAAGCUGCUGUUCUGGGUGGCCAUCGCAGUGCUGCAGCUGGAUGAGAUCCCCCUGUACUCCGCAGGGCUGGGGCUGCUGGAACAGAACCUCCACACCUUAGACAGCCAGGGACACUUCGACAGAAGGAGCCCUGAACAGGUCCUGAUGGAGACCAGGGAACCCAUGGAGUGGCACUUCAAGCAGAUGGACCACUCGGUGGGACUCAGCUUCAAGUCCAACUUCAACUUUGCCGUGGUCGGUCACCUUCUGAAGGGCUUCCGCUCAUCAGCAAGUACAAAAACUGUGACAAGUUUGAAGUCAGUAAGGAGAGUGUUCCGUACCUCGCCGCCUUGAUCUCAGUUUCUGACGAAGUGCGGAGCCGCUGCGUCUUGAAACACCGGAGUAGCCAACUCCUUGCCGAGGCAACCUCCCAGGAGCCUAUCGUCAUGGAAACAAGCCCCACCCAUUCCGCGUCCGGACAGAAGGACUCUGCCAAGAGAAGUAGUCGAGAUCGGGGGACACCGAAGAGUCAGAAGAGCUUGGACAUUCACAUAGGCCACCACACCCCACCACUGCCGUCCCACACCAAAGCUCACAAGUCGCUAAGCACAGACGCCGGCCUGGCCACAAAGAGACAAAAAAGCUUCGAACUUGUCGGGCAGAAGUCCCCGCGGCUGGCAGAAGCCAGCGGGGGCGGGUCUCCGAAACACGAGGCAAGCGGUGGCGACGUGGAGCAGAGCUCGCCACCGAAGGUGAGACGCGUGGCAGAACAAGCAGAAGUGGCCGCCAGGGGAGGCAGCAGGAAACCCUCGCUGUCAGAAAACAACCUGCUGUUGGAUGAAGAGGUGCUAACAGACCAGCAGACACAAGCACUGCUGCUAACUGUCCUAGCAACGUUGGUGAAAUACACCAAUGAUGAAUCAGAGGAGCGAAUCCUGUAUGAAUACCUAGCGGAAGCCAGUGUGGUAUUUCCCAAGGUGUUUCCUAUUGUACAUAGUCUGCUUGAUGCCAAAAUCAACACGAUGCUGUCCCUGUGCCAAGACCAAGUCAUCCUCAAUGCUGUACAGAGUAUUGUACAGAACGUCAUCUCACACGAAGAUGCCAGCCAACACGGGCCCUCCUACCUACAAACUUUUGGCUUUGGUGGCUUGUGGAGAUUUGCAGGGCCAUUCUCCAAAACAAAGGUAGGCACCCCUGGCCCCGAGCAGCGAUCGGCCGUUGCGCGUUGUUUCUCCAUGUCGGUUCAAUCCCUUUGGAAAUGGACCGUGGAUGAGAAGAAAAAGAACCCACAGAGUAAAGAGAACGCAGAGCUGUUAGUAACGUGGCUCGAGGCCCUGCUAGAGUCCUUGGACAUCCCAAUCGAAGAGGAUGACCAUCUCGUCUCGUACCCGAGCCAGCUCUCGAUCACCGCCAGCAAUAACCUUUCCAGUUCCAUGUCGUCCCUGUCCGUCUCUUCUCUACAAUCGCCAACGGAAAAGGAACCGUUGGAACUCUCGCAGUCUGUCGGCCACGGCGGGCGCACCAGGCACGGCUCGGCCAGCCUGGUCACCAAGCAAAGAAGCGUAGGCAGUAUAAAGCACAGUAGCAAACAUAAGACAGGGAGAUGACAGCGCGAUGGUACACCGUAGAACCUCCAGUAACCAAGGACAACCAGAGGACUUACCCAUCGACCUUUGACCUCACUUCUUUGCUUUGGAUGCCAUAGGGGAGGGAAGAAAAAUAGUCAAGAGAGUGGAAAAGCUUGUAUUGACAAAGUGUUCCCCUUAGGAGAAAGAUGACAAUGUGUACCUUCUCAAUUUUCUUCCUUUGUAGGAUCGCCAAAACAUGUUGCUACAAAAGCAGAAUUUCUCUUCUCUUUAAAUGGAAUUAUGUCAUUAUAAUGCUAUUGCAAGUCUUGGUACUGUUAGUUUAUUUGAAAUUUUAUGGAUAAGAAAAAGUGCAAAGUAUGACAGUGUAACAUUCAAAUGAACAACUAUGACCAAAAAAUGUUUUCCAAGGUUAGGAAUUGAGGUCUUGACUGCUAUUUUAAAGACUAAGGUAGCUACAGUCAGGAUUAUUUAAGUCUAUGAAGUGAAUGACACAUGUAUGACAAUGUCCUCAACAUUGGUCUCUUUUUUGCAUUAUGUAGGGAAUAUAUCGUCCCUUAACAGUUAGUACUAAAUUCAUUUCUGUUGCUUUUGCUCUACAGAAUUCUAGAGGAAGAUAUUUUGGCAUGAUGAAAGAAAGAUUAUAUUGUGGACUAGAUGUAUAAUAAGUCUUCUAUGUCUGGCUUGAUUAUUACAAGAAUGUCACUAGUACUCUGAAACGAUGACAUUCAUCCAAAUUUGAAUAUAUUUAGUUUCAAGUUUGUCGACAAUUCCAAUGUUUUAACGUUAUUUUAAAGUUUGGAAGUGACGUUCGGAUAAGAAAUUAUGAAGGCUAUCAAUUAUUUUGCUGAGAAUUGCUAUUCAGAAGAGCAACUGAUUAAAAAAUGUCUAAUAGGACCACAGAUAUUUCCUGAAAAGCACAAAAUAAUAUUAAUGACCACAGGCAUUUCCAGUUUUCUAGGUUUGAAAAAAAGAAAUGCUGAAUUUUAGCAUGUUGGACUUAUUUCUUGUGGAAAUUGCUAGUGUUUUUAAAAGUGCACAGUGUGUGUUGAUGAGGUUUGAAGUGAAUAAUGAUGAAGAUUUAAAAAACUGUACAGAUCCUACCAAUGUGACGUGGAAACAUGCACGUACAUGUAUAGUGGUGAACAGUACAUAUAUAUGGAGGGGAAAGAAGAAGUUAUUGUACAAAGCUGACCUUGAAAAUGUAAAGUUUGCCAUGAUGAUGAUGAUAAUGACCCUACUGAAAGAAAGUGUAUCCCCUCGGUUGUACAGACUGUGUUGUAUGUAUGUUGUAAAAAGUGCUUAAAUGUAGGUAAGUCUAUGUGGUUGUAAGUAGUACACUGUGUUCCACGUGACUCCCUUUUUCGCGGCUGCCCCAACUAGCAUGACAAACACCCAUUUGUAAACACUGAAAAUAUAGACACUGGGUCUUAUUUAGUCCAGAAAGGUAGUACAUGUAUACUGAUUGUUACUUUGACUACUGACCUCAAAUGCAAUUUAUAAAACUUACCAGUUGCUCUCUCCUAUGUUAAGAAUGUAUUGUAAGCAUAAACUGAUCAUGUCUUUGUUUAAUUCAAGAUAUCAGAAAUUAUAUGCCAAUUAAAAAAAUCACAAGGCACUAAAGAUGCCCAUUACGAGAAAGACAAAAAGCUGUAUUUGUAAAUUUCUUUUAAUUACAAAUGUCAUGAAGAAGGAACUUUAGACGUACAGGUUAACGAUAAUUUCAAGCAAUUGUGCCAAAUCUUUGAGAGAGUUACUACAGUAAUAUAUGGUCCUUUAUGCCCACAUUUCAUAGUUUUUGCAGGCAUCAAGCAAAUAAAAUAUUAAAUGGAAUUCCUAUGAGAAAGUUUAUGUAUUGACUUAAAAAAACAAGCCCCCGACAACAUGCACCUCAUAUUGAAAAGAAUCAAGAAACCAAUUGUCAAGACACAUCAAGAAAUUCAGUAAUAUACCUAUAUCAGUAAACCUUAAAGAAACCCCGGUUUUAGCAGGAACACAGCCGCUAGAAAGGGAGCCAUGUGCCCCAUAGAUGUUGCAGUCGUGAUGACUAGUAAAUAGCAGAAUACUUGCUUUUCGCUAUUUUCUUCAUGCGUUCGACAACAGCAUGUAAGACAGACAGACGACGACCGAUUGCUGUACAAUUUAUGAGGAAAAUAUUUGAGUCAACAAAAAACGUCGCUGAUGAAUAAAACAUUACUAUGGAAUCCACA